Molecule: messenger RNA, 2417 nt
Organism: Boleophthalmus pectinirostris (great blue-spotted mudskipper)
Lineage: Eukaryota; Metazoa; Chordata; Actinopteri; Gobiiformes; Gobiidae
Product: serine/threonine-protein kinase OSR1-like
Exons: 3
Coding region: 563-811 (82 amino acids)
Molecular function (GO): ATP binding
Source: RefSeq, a predicted model, not a curated record
UCAAUUUUUGAUACAGGAAUUUUAUUGCCCGAAAGGGAAGUCUCUGGGCAUAUCACUCUCAAGGAAGCAUCCGCUGCCAUUAGGUGUGGCGGAAUUAAAUGCGUUUCAAUUAACACAAAUAAAUGAAACACUUUCCUAUUAUUUUAAAUAAAACUUAUGCAAUAUACGGUUUAUUUAAAAAAGCCAAUUUAAACGCAAUUCUGGCCAGAGCAGCCUACCUAAUGUGAAAUAGCUAUGCUGCGGUCUAUCUAAGAGCGACCAAUACAAUACUUGCCCUGACAGCGACAGGAUGCCCACACUGAUGCCCCUGCAGAGAGUUUAUAGUAGGCUACAGCCCGUGUGUCUGUCGGGAAGGUUCACAUUUGCUCAGGCGGAAUGCGGUAGGCGGGGCUGCUAGGCUAGUGUCAAACUUUGGGAAUGACAGGAGUGCUGCAGGAUUCGCAAAGAAGGGGAAGAGUCGCCCGUGUUGGUACUAUUUGGAUUACUUUUACCUCUUUCUGCACAGCGUCUUUGGAUUCACCAAGAUUUCACCGAUAGUCGGGUGUCAGUGGAUUUCCCAGUCAUGUCGGAGGACCUGAGCUCCCAACCCUGGUCCAUCAACAAAGAUGAUUAUGAGCUACACGAGGUGAUUGGUAGUGGGGCCACUGCAGUGGUUCAGGCAGCGUACUGUAUACCCCGAAAAGAGAAAGUGGCCAUCAAACGUAUUAACUUGGAGAAGUGCCAAACAAGUAUGGAUGAGCUCUUGGUCACUUCAAACACUAUCCGGUUUGUUCUUCCAAAGAGUGUCCACUUACUGCCAGGAAACUAUUAGGCUACCAGUGGGACAUCUUUUAAAAGCUGUAUUGUAUCUCGAUGCCCUCAAUGCAGUUUCACUCAACACAUCUUUAACUGUGUGAUGCAUGGUUUACCUCAAGAGGCGAAAGAUUUAACACAACUCUCCAGGAAAGAUCUUCUUACAUGCUCAAAAGUGAUUGUGUCAAAAAUAGAAGAUCACACAUGGAGGAUUUAACUAUCACCGAGUUUCAGAUUGAUGAACAUUUUGCCCCAGCCCCAUAGAGAUUUAGCAGUUCAAAACUAAAUUUUAUAUAUUUGAAUGUUAAAAAGUCCUCAAAAUGUUGUCCAUAAACAGGAAAGUGAAUAUUAAAACAAUCUUUGGUGUUUUUUAAUUCAAAUAGCAAAGCACAUGGAUCAGUAUUCUCUUUUGUAGUAGUGAUUUAUUCAUUAUACUUUUACCAAUUUUGUGGGCCUUGCUUUGGAUUAGGGCUGUAAGACUAAUCGCAAUUGAGCUGAAAUCGCAAUUUGAACAGAUGCAGUUAGCAUAUUCGCAAGGUCUGCAGUUUUUGAAGUACCAUAAUUCCUCUUGAAACAAUAAAACAACAUCUUAUUCUGCAUAAAAACUGCCCACCCUGCUCUAGAAUUGAACUUUGAGCAGAAUCCUAUUAGACAUUUUUCCAAAAUCAUUAAAAAAGUUGUAAUAUUAGCAUCGACAAAGAACUGCUAUCAGCCCCAAGACACAUUUUGGAAAUUAACAUAUCAACAUCAACAUAUUUAACAUUUAGCCAACUGUCUUCUGGUGAGCUCAGUUGACUAACGCAUACACAUCAAAAAGUGUAUAGGAUAUGUUUUGCGUAGUGUAACUCUUGUCAGUCCAGACAUGAUCAUGGCUACACACAGUAAGCCCCUCACCUCCAGCUCUGUCCAGGGGAGGACCUACCCUUUGGCCUGUGCAGAUGAACAGAGGCUCUGGUGCUCCGGUCACAUGAACAGCUCCACAGCUCGGAUUUCCUGCCUGCGCUUUCCCCGUAAUUCCACAGCCUGCUGGGUACCCACUAUAGCAGCGAGGAAGCGUUAAAUUGAACCCAGACGGGGCAUGCAUGUAAAAAGAGGCCCACAGCUUGUAAAGGAACUUGGAGGUUACGGACAUGUUCUGUAAAAGUUUCAGCAGCAGUCAGACUACAGUCAUCAUUCAUGCCUCGCCUUGGUGGUAUGUGCGGGCUAUUCCUGGCACAGUAGUUUGAUGGACAAGCUCAGAGUGACAAAGGUGUUAACAGUUCAUUUUAUAUCACAGAUGGUUACUGUGCCAUUGAGUGGGGACUUUAUUAAAAGUAAUGAAUAGAUGGCAGUUUCCCGUAGUAUUUUCUCAAUGCCAAAAGUUAAAUAGGGAUGAAACUAUUUUAUUAGAGAGUACUAUAUUUUGGUUAGGCCCGUUUUGGUUUAUUAGUUAGUUUAUAGACAAGAUCACUCAAAGUCUUGUUAAGAUCUUGAUGAAGCCUUCACAUAAAGGUCAAUAAAGGGACAGGGAGUACAUGGAAGGAAUGUUUUUGUUCUGUCAUGACUAAGUUCAGCCAUGAAGGCAGGAAUAGGCAGUUGUGGCAUAUCAAUUCUCAGCUGACAGCAUUUACAUGUGAACUGGAGUA